Acanthosepion pharaonis is the source of this 699-nucleotide messenger RNA. Lineage: Eukaryota; Metazoa; Mollusca; Cephalopoda; Sepiida; Sepiidae. The record is from the annotation of a GenBank genome assembly.
AUGUGCAUUUCAUUCAGUAUUGAGAGAAAAAUAAAGAUUUUCUUUCUCUUCCAACAUCUGCUGGUUGUUGAACCCAAAGGCAAUUUGAGUUUCUGCUUAUACUGCGCCUUUCUUGUUCUUCUUCCUUCUCUCUUUCAGGCAAUCAUUCCUUGUAAAACAUUUUUUGUGUGUAUUUGUAUUGCUUUUCUUUGUCUCUCUCUCUCUCUCUCUCUCUCUCUCUCUCUCUCUCUCUCUCUCUCAAUUUAUUCUAAAUCCAGUGUCCAAAUAUUGAAGGUGAAGAAAGAGAAGACAAAUACCUCUUGCUGUAAUGGUGGUCCUACAGUGGUGAGCAAGUUCAUUCCUAACUUGGAGAAAGCUCUGAAUAACCUGCCUUUGGAUACUUCUGAUCUCAUUCCAUCUCACAUGUCCGAAAGUUUUUCCAUGUCGUCUGUUGCCCAGCAACAACAACAAGCCCAGCAGCAGCAGCAUCAGCAGCAGCAGCAGCAAGUCCAGCAUCGGCAACAAGCACAAAAACAAGUUCAGUCAUCCAUAAGUAACAAUCUGGAUGAUGUGGGCAGCGAUGAUCCAAAUGAAGAUUACUGCGCUUGUUGCCGCAAUGGAGGUGAGCUUCUCUGCUGUGACUCCUGCCCAAAGGUUUUUCAUCUACAAUGUCACAUUCCAGCUCUGAUGGGGGCUCCAAGUCUGUCCCCCACCCAUUAA